This is a messenger RNA of Didymodactylos carnosus, 606 nucleotides long. NCBI's taxonomy places the organism in Eukaryota, Metazoa, Rotifera, Eurotatoria, Philodinida, Philodinidae. The record is from the annotation of a GenBank genome assembly.
AUGAUACGAUUGUAUCGAGCAGAAAAAUCACGCAAACAAAUAUCAAAAGAGCAUAAUUAUUAUCAACAGACAAAUACUGAUUAUAAACAAGAGGUAGAAAAUGAAUUUUCUCAACGUUGGUCACCUAAAACAAAUUCUAUUGCAAAUGCAAAUUUACCAUUUUCUUGCAUAAAUAUGAUCAAUCAUCAGAAAAACAGAAAUAAUGAGGUUAAUAAAUAUUCUCAAAAUCAGAAUUAUUAUGAAGAAUUACCAUUUAUACAUGAAAAGUGUGAAAUGAAGUCAACUUCAAAACCCAAAACAUCUAUGCCUAAUAGAACAUAUCCAUCCUCAUGUGAAAAAAGAGAUAAAAAUAAUUGUUCUGUAUAUAGUCAAAUAUCACCAAUAAUGUAUGAUAAUAUACCAAAAGACGUUAUUGAACGUAUUAUCGCCAUGUACAAUGCUAAACAAAAACAUUUUAUACGAGAGAAUAAUGUAUUAGGAAAUAGGAAAAGUGAUCCAAAAAUAGAGAAGAACGAUGAUGAUAAAAAUGAAACAGCUUUGGUAGAUGAACAAUUGUACGCGGCUUUAAUUUUGAUGUGGAAGAUAAGUGUCAGAUUUCAGUUUUGA